Phaeodactylum tricornutum CCAP 1055/1 is the source of this 495-nucleotide messenger RNA. RefSeq lists its product with no specific name. The record is from RefSeq and is a predicted model, not a curated record. The coding region runs from base 1 to 495 and encodes 164 amino acids. NCBI's taxonomy places the organism in Eukaryota, Bacillariophyta, Bacillariophyceae, Surirellales, Neidiaceae. The transcript has 2 exons.
AUGAUGAGAACGACCGAAGCGGACCUUGCUCGGCUGGACGAGAAAAACGAUUAUCCGAUCUUCGGGAGUCCCAUCACGCUCCGUGCCUUGUGGGAAACGCUGGUAUCCUAUCGCAAUCCUAAUGCCUUGUACACGCUCGUUGUGGCGCACAUAGCAUGGUCGUCCGCGGUCGAGCGUCGGGAACCGAUGGAUUUUAUCGAUUUUGACAGUCUGCGUUUACCGAACCGGCCGUUGUCUGGGCCGGGUGGACGCACUACGUUUGCGCUCGAUGUCUGGAUUGGCCGCAGUAUGGUGUCGCAAAGCCGACAACGGGAGGAUAGUAUCACCUUUCACAUUCUCGUCGUUGUACCGUGUCUAAUUCUGACGUGCCUCUUGGUCCCCACCGGAUUCCUUCUCUGCCACGUGCUCAUGAACGCGUCGGGGAAAACAACGCAAGCACCGGAUUUGGUCCAAGGCGAGCCUUUCUCCCCCAACAGUAAUGUAAAUCGUGCCUAA